Acanthochromis polyacanthus (spiny chromis) is the source of this 2682-nucleotide messenger RNA. RefSeq lists its product as uncharacterized. Lineage: Eukaryota; Metazoa; Chordata; Actinopteri; Pomacentridae. The transcript is spliced from 4 exons. The record is from RefSeq and is a predicted model, not a curated record. The coding region runs from base 1003 to 2658 and encodes 551 amino acids.
GCAACAGCUGAUUUCGUGAUCUCGUUCACGUCAAAAAACACGCGAGAUUUUGUUAUCACCACUCUACUGUGUAGCGAACGUGCCCUCUGCUGGUCAGAGUUAGCCACUGAAGCUGGAUAAUACAAUAAUACACACACAAUCUCUAAAUUUAACAUAAAAUAUCCGUAAAAAUCCAAUCGCACACAAUACAAAAGUAUCCUAAAUGAAAUGUAAAUUAAACAUGUAAAUUAUAUGCAAUGAAUGCCACACUUACAAUGAUUGUCACAUGAGCAUCUAGAAAAAUGUUACUGCCUUAAACGAAGCUUCAUUAAUAAUGUCUGUAUUACUCCCCAGGCAGACAUCAGUGAAAUAGCAUCUUUUAAAUAACAAAUAAUACCAAAUAUAGAUCUCUUCAAAGCACAACAAAGUGGUGAGGUAUGAGUGUGUGUGGGAUGAAAAAUCUAAAGUCUCUGGAGGAAUGCCUCAGAGAGGUCAGCUUCUGUAUCUUGGGUUCUAUUUCUAAUAGUUAUUACUACAUUGUCUUGAUGGGGUCAUUUUUCUGUAAACGUAAAUAAAUAAUUUAUAUCACAAGUGUAACAUUUUGUGUCAGACUUUAUUUGGUUGGAUGAUGAGAACAGUCAACAACUUACACAAGACUGCUUUUGAAUUUCAUAGUCAGGUAACUACAUUCAUUUACUGAUGAAGAAUGAUAGUCAGCCAGAGCUUUAAAACCAUGACAACCUUUUUAAUAUGUGUUGCUCUGCUGAGAAACAAAGUUGAUUAAGAGCUCAUUGCAUCCACUGGCACAUGCUCCUGUCAACACUCUAAUUUGAAAAAUGAAAUCUAUCAUCCAAAAGACAAAUAAACAAGUGAACUUUUCUGGAUAAAAAUAUAGACUACAACAAAGUAGUGAUGUAUGAGUGUGUGUAGGAUGAAACAUCUAAAGUCUCUGGAGGAAUGCCUCAGUGGCUUGACGUUAUGUCAGCAAUAAUUGAUCUGUGGCGUCUCUGAAUAUGUACUUUUAUGUUCUUUUUGCUAACAAUUAAAUUGCAAAAUGUGCAAGUUGUUUUAUUCUGUGGCCUUGACGGUAUUUUAAUAUUUGAGCUAAUGGGGAGAGACAAAGGGGAAGCUGGUAGAGAGGUGGACGCAGGAGCAGAGGUGGCAGCAGGAGCAGAGGUUGCAGUAGGAGCAGAGGUUGCAGCAGGAGCAGAGGUGGCAGUAGGAGCAGUGGUUGCAGUAGGAGCAGAGGUUGCAGCAGGAGCAGAGGUUGCAGCAGGAGCAGUGGUUGCAGUAGGAGCAGAGGUUGCAGUAGGAGCAGAGGUUGCAGCAGGAGCAGAGGUGGCAGCAGGAGCAGAGGUUGCAGUAGGAGCAGAGGUUGCAGUAGGAGCAGAGGUGGCAGCAGGAGCAGUGGUUGCAGCAGGAGCAGAGGUUGCAGCAGGAGCAGAGGUGGCAGCAGGAGCAGAGGUUGCAGUAGGAGCAGAGGUGGCAGCAGGAGCAGAGGUUGCAGUAGGAGCAGAGGUUGCAGUAGGAGCAGAGGUGGCAGCAGGAGCAGAGGUUGCAGCAGGAGCAGAGGUUGCAGCAGGAGCAGAGGUGGCAGCAGGAGCAGAGGUUGCAGUAGGUGCAGAGGUUGCAGUAGGAGCAGAGGUGGCAGCAGGAGCAGAGGUGGCAGCAGGAGCAGAGGUUGCAGCAGGAGCAGAGGUUGCAGCAGGAGCAGAGGUUGCAGUAGGAGCAGAGGUUGCAGCAGGAGCAGAGGUGGCAGCAGGAGCAGAGGUUGCAGUAGGUGCAGAGGUUGCAGUAGGAGCAGAGGUGGCAGCAGGAGCAGAGGUGGCAGCAGGAGCAGAGGUUGCAGUAGGUGCAGAGGUUGCAGUAGGAGCAGAGGUGGCAGCAGGAGCAGAGGUUGCAGCAGGAGCAGAGGUGGCAGCAGGAGCAGAGGUUGCAGUAGGAGCAGAGGUUGCAGCAGGAGCAGAGGUGGCAGCAGGAGCAGAGGUGGCAGUAGGAGCAGAGGUUGCAGCAGGAGCAGAGGUUGCAGUAGGAGCAGAGGUUGCAGCAGGAGCAGAGGUUGCAGUAGGAGCAGUGGUUGCAGUAGGAGCAGAGGUUGCAGCAGGAGCAGAGGUGGCAGUAGGAGCAGAGGUGGCAGCAGGAGCAGAGGUUGCAGCAGGAGCAGAGGUUGCAGCAGGAGCAGAGGUUGCAGCAGGAGCAGAGGUUGCAGUAGGAGCAGUGGUUGCAGUAGGAGCAGAGGUUGCAGCAGGAGCAGAGGUUGCAGCAGGAGCAGAGGUGGCAGCAGGAGCAGAGGUUGCAGCAGGAGCAGAGGUGGCAGCAGGAGCAGAGGUUGCAGCAGGAGCAGAGGUUGCAGUAGGAGCAGAGGUGGCAGUAGGAGCAGAGGUGGCAGCAGGAGCAGAGGUUGCAGCAGGAGCAGAGGUUGCAGUAGGAGCAGAGGUGGCAGUAGGAGCAGAGGUUGCAGUAGGAGCAGAGGUUGCAGCAGGAGCAGAGGUGGCAGCAGGAGCAGAGGUUGCAGUAGGAGCAGAGGUUGCAGCAGGAGCAGAGGUUGCAGCAGGAGCAGAGGUUGCAGUAGGAGCAGAGGUUGCAGUAGGAGCAGAGGUUGCAGUAGGAGCAGAAGUCACUGCUGAGGCAAACAUAUUUCAUCUUAAAAAUGGAAGAAGUGAAAUUACAUUUAUUUAGUUACAUUCUAAUGCUAAAAGGUAA